This is a messenger RNA of Cuculus canorus (common cuckoo), 1926 nucleotides long. RefSeq names its product SIVA1 apoptosis inducing factor (gene SIVA1). The transcript has 4 exons. The record is from RefSeq and is a predicted model, not a curated record. Gene Ontology annotation, molecular function: CD27 receptor binding. Gene Ontology annotation, biological process: extrinsic apoptotic signaling pathway. Lineage: Eukaryota; Metazoa; Chordata; Aves; Cuculiformes; Cuculidae. Bases 68 to 577 code for a protein of 169 amino acids.
CAUCCCCUCCCCGCCAUUGGCUGCGCUAUUGGCCGCGGGCAGCACCGCCGGCUGGGCCGGUGCCGCCAUGCCGAAGCGCUCCUGCCCGUUCGGGGACGCGGCCCCGCUGCAGCUGAAAACACGCGUGGGGCUGCGCGAGCUGAGCCGCGGCGUGCGGGGCGAGGAGAUCCGCAGGGAGGUGUUCGAGCGGACCCGGCGGCUGCUCUUCAAGGGUGCCCAGGCGUUCAUGGAGGGCUCCUGGCGCUCCGGCCCCGCCGCCGGCAGCCGCUGCCCGGAGCCACUCGGGGGGCGCCGCUGGAGCGGGCAGCUGCGCAUCGGCCCCGACGGGAAACUACAGCGGCGCCCGCCCGCCGCCGAGCAGGUUCCACCUGUGGGAGUUUCCAAAGCCUGUUCAUCAUGCGUAAGAACUGCUGAUGUCAAGGAAGCGUGUACGCAGUGUGACCAGUUCAUCUGUCAGAACUGCAGCAGGCUCUGCAGCUGCUGUAACGCAGUUACCUGCUCUUUGUGCUCCACCAUUGAUUACGGAGAUGUGGGAGAGCAAGUUCUCUGCAAUGGUUGUUCAAUAUUUCAAGUCUGAAACUUGAUGAAACAGCCUUCAUGACUAAGACGUCUGUAAAUUUAAUGAAGUCUCCUCUUUACAGCUGGUCGAUUAAUCCUUUUAGCAUGUGAAUUAAUUACGGAAUUUCUAUGUUUUAUAUCUUUAUAUUGUACUUUUAAUAUUGUAGCUAAAUAAACGUUUAUAUUUUGAGGCUUUCUAAAUUAUUUCAAUUCAACUUUCUCCUUUCCUCUAGUAGUGAUGUGCCUGUCUGGAAGGGGCAACUUCAUGCUUUUACCUGGUGUUCCUUAUGUGAUAUAGAACUUAGGAUGUUCAUCCAGUGUCCCUCCACUGCUUAUGUUAGGAUGUGCUUCUGUGAUAUCGGAAUAGAAAUCAGUUGCACCUUUUGUGCUUUCAGGUGAGUGUAAAUCUAUUCUGGACAUAACAUCUUCUUUGUGAGCUAACUAAGAAAAUCAGCCAGACCUCAAGGCUUUUCCAAAACAGAGAAUGUGCUGAUUUUUGGUUAAAUUUUUUUUAAGCUGUCAAAAAUGUCCCAGGUAUACUGACAGCUUGAAUGGUUUUAAUUGUUCUUCCCAUGGCAACUUUGAUCGAAAGAACGACGGCACAGCAGGCUUGGAGGAAAAAUGCUUUUCUCAAUAGUGAAGUGUCAAAGACUAAUUUUCCUUUGCAAGGUCCUUUUUGGAAAGCAGCUUGUUUGCGUAAGUUUAUCAUCUACACUCUAAACUUCACUCUGUUCUGAAUACCCACUCAAAAAUAGCUCAUGAAAUGGUCUGAAAAAUGGUCAGCACUCAAGUGUGCAUCUCCAUAAACUGGCUCAUUCCUUAUUAUCCUUUCCUGUCACUGCAGAGACCAGUUUGGUUUGUAUUGUCCGUGUUGAAAGAGUGAGACUAUCAUUAAGUGCUACUGAAAGCCAAGGAAAGUAACUUUCUUUUAUUAUCUUUCCUGUUUUAAAAAUAAAUAAAUAUUGCAAACCAGUCAUACAUGAGACAAAACUACAGUGGUCUUUACCUUGGGGGGAAAAAAAUGACUUAAGCCGCUGAUUUCAGACUGUAGGGAAAAAAGGAACAAAUUUGAGAGAAAAAAGAAGCUGUCAUAGCACUCAAAGCUAAUUCUGUUUGCCAAAUUAUUUGCCCUGAAUUCCUGAAGGAAAGUCUCGUGCUACCCAGUCUUCUCAACUGUGAUCAGUAUGCUUUGCAGGGAGAAGAAGAAAUUGAAAGGCCCUUACAAUGCAAGUUGAGAGACUUGUGUCUCUCUUGUGGGGACAUCUUCACUUGUGCUGUUGAAGGCAUUGUUAGGAUGUCCAAGGAGGCGAAUCACUUUACCGCUACGUCAGCCAUUUGUGUGCUAGCCUAGUCUGGCUGAUGGAUCCA